Molecule: messenger RNA, 1833 nt
Organism: Branchiostoma floridae (Florida lancelet)
Lineage: Eukaryota; Metazoa; Chordata; Leptocardii; Amphioxiformes; Branchiostomatidae
Exons: 1
Coding region: 1-1833 (610 amino acids)
Source: RefSeq, a predicted model, not a curated record
AUGGUAUCAUAUGGUGGUAAAUGUCCGGAAAUUGACUGGACCAGCCCAGCCCUAGAUGAGGCAUGGAAGAGAUUUAAGGAACAUGUAGAACUGAUGUUCUCCGGUCCAUUAAAAGACCAGGACGAAGAGGUCAAGAUCUCGUACUUGAAGAUCUGGAUAAACCCGUCUGGUAGAGACAUAUUGAACACGUUUGAGUAUGCAGAAGGCGACGACAAGAAAAAACUGAAAACGUACUACGACAAAUUUGCAACGUAUGUCAAGCCAAAAUCAAACCAGGUGCUGGCGAGAUACAGAUUCCACAACCGAACCCAAGGCCCGAAUGAGCCAGUGGAACAGUUUAUUAGAGCAUUAAUCAAUCUAGCGAAAGAUUGUAAUUUCAAGGAUACCAACGAAAUGGUAUUAGACCGGUUAGUGUUCGGGACCAACUCAAACGAAGUUAGGAAGAAACUGAUCGGCAAGGGGUCUGAACUGAAGUUGGAUGAGGCCAUACGGGUAGCCAGGACCUAUGAGUCCGACCAAUCAACUUUGAAAUCGAUCGCCCAACCAGUUCCCAGCAACGAUGUGCAUGGAGUGCAGGCCCAACACAGGACACCCUACGUCCCGCCCAGACCUUUCAGAAAAACUAGAGCAACGGGGGGUGGCGGGAGAGGAAAGCCCAGGUACACGAGGCCAACCAACGCAUGUGGAAGAUGUGGCAAAGGCCACAACACAGCAGACAAGUGUCCUGCAAACGGAAAAGAAUGCAGAAAGUGCGGAAAAAAGAACCACUUUGCUGCAGUGUGCCGAUCGAAGAGUGUGAGCGAAGUCAGGUCUCCAGAGGAAGAAUUCCAAGACUUCCACAUAGAGGCGGUACACAAGAAGAAAGUUGAGGGAGACCAGGCUUUCGUCGACCUACACAUCGCCGGAACCAGCGAAAGCCUCAAGUGCAAGUUGGAUACGGGAGCGCAGGUAAAUGUGCUACCCGAAAGGGACUGGAUCAAGCUGAGGAGCAGAAACUCCAGUCUUGAACCGACAAAAACUCGUUUGUUUGGCUACGGAAACACUCCUUUAGAAGUAAAGGGAAAGUGCAGCCUACGAUGCAACUACAAGGGAAGAUCCGGAACGCUGGAUUUCUUUGUGGUAAAAGCCAAUGCAACUCCGGUCCUGAGUUUAAAGGCAUGUCUGUCCCUAAAACUGAUCCAGCUGGUACUCACCGUCAAGCGAGACAGCGAGACAGCGGAAAGCAUCAAGCAAGAGUACAGCGACGUGUUCCAGGGGAUAGGACGACUCCCUAGCGAAUACAGAAUCAAAGUGGACCCAAACGUAGAACCGGUAGUCCACGCACCGAGAAAGUUCCCAGUAUCACUGAGGGAGCCUUUGAAGAAAGAACUUGAUCGUAUGGAAUCUCUAGGGGUCAUACAGAAGGUAGAUGAACCCACCGAAUGGGUAAACUCACUAGUUGUAGUAGAGAAGCCCAAGUCAGGGAAGUUGAGGAUAUGUCUAGAUCCGCGGGAUCUAAACAAGGCUAUAAAGCGCGAGCAUUACCAGCUUCCAACGCUGGAGGACAUCUCCACGCGUCUCGCAGGGUCGAAGUACUUUGCCGUGGUAGAUGCGAGAUCUGGAUAUUGGCAGAUCUGUUUGGACGAAGAGAGUUCCAAGCUGACCACUUUCAACACGGCAUUCGGACAGUACUGCUUCACACGUCUUCCUUUUGGCGUCCAUUCGGCGCAGGAAGUUUUCCAGAAGAAGAUGGACAGCAUCUUCGGAGGUCUCGAGGGUGUUGAGGUAAUCGUGGAUGACGUACUGGUCCACGCUUCCGGAACAUGCUACAGCGAGCAAGAGAAUGCAACGUAA